This is a messenger RNA of Symbiodinium sp. CCMP2592, 1521 nucleotides long. The record is from the annotation of a GenBank genome assembly. NCBI's taxonomy places the organism in Eukaryota, Dinophyceae, Suessiales, Symbiodiniaceae.
AUGGCAGCUGUGUCAGCGUCGAUUAUUGGGGCAUCAAUCACUUAUGGUUUCGGCCUUUGGGCCUUAGGGCUCCGCAAGACCUUGCUGAUGUUGGUUUCCCUUUUGGCAUUGCUCCUUGUGAUCUUUUUUGUUCCUGACACGGACUUGGGCAAGUAUUUCGCCAACGUAGCGGCUUUGGUGCUUUUGGCGUUAUUCCCGACACUGUUGUGUGCAGCAAUCGGAUGGUGCAUGACCGCAAUGACCGAAUGCAUGCAGUCGGAGGGCCAAUGCAAGCAAUGCAGGCUUUUUGCCGUCUAUGCAGGGAUUGUUUUUUGCACGUUUGCCGUCGUGAGUGCGCCUUCUGAUUUGUCCGGUUUAAGACAUCAGUUCCGUGAACAGUGCGUUCGGCACUUGUCCUGGAGCCCAAUCAUGCGGGAAGCUUGCAAGAAUCCCGGGGACAUGCCAGAAAUUUGCGAGAAGAUCUCGCACCUGGAUGUGGUCAACACCAACAUCGGACCACCAUGCCAUGCCUGGUGCCGGGAUUUUGACAUGUACCUACCAUUCAUUGCUCAUUCGCAUGGAUACGCCUGCCUCCGUGUGUAUGUUUGGAGGGCGCUAGCGCUACCACCCAUAAGAAUCAGUAUUCCUGGCUCGCUGAUGGCUGCAAGUCUGGCUGCGUGUGCAUACGGCCUACUGAGCUUCAAAGCGGUGGUUGCAAGGUUGCUGUGGAAUCGCACCAUGGCCGAAACGCAAGGUUUCGAGACACUUCCAUCGCAGGGUCCCGAGCACCUUGGCCCCAGCCCCACCAGUUUCUUGGAAGAUGGUCCUUUCGCCAAACCGGCCAUGCUGCUGGAAAGAUUCUGCAAGUAUAGGUCUGCAUCCGACCUGGAGGCAGAGAGGCUUCGCCUCAUUUUCACCUUUCUCCCCGCAGCUGUCGAGCCCGCCAGCGACAUAUUCAGCAUCACGACCCUGCUGGCUCAAGGCCAGCCGUCCUACGCGGCAGCGAUGCUGGCAAUGGUGAUUUUACCCAACAUCAAGGACCCGUUUCAGCAGCAGUUUGGAGAGGCUUUGGUUGACUCCUACGACCGGGGCUACCCGACCGAGCACACACUGCGCCAUCAGUUGCGGGAAGGGACUUGGGAAGCGUACGUGGGCAGCAUUGUGGCUGUGUGUGCACUGAUGCGAACGCCUUCCCUCAAUGCCAUAUCCGUUGGCUCGCUGAUGUUCAAUGUGGCUCUUUCGGUUGUCCUCAGCAUUCCCGGAGCCGCCAGAACAUCAGCAGUGUUGACGGAUCCUUCUGUUGAUGUUGAUGACUACUACGACAUCAGCAGGAGGAAAAGGCGGUGCAUGUCUGGACCAAGUUCAGGCGAUCUGCUGGCCUCAUGGCCAUCGCGCCUGUGUUUGCUUGGGGCCUUUGCUCGCCAUCGUUCGGCAUCCCGGCCCUCAUUUGCUGCUGGUUGGCAUUUUGUGCGCUUUCCGUUUGUUUCAUGUCAAUUGAAGUAUGCUUGGAUACAUGCCUGGCUGACAAAGCCAAUGCCGUGA